AUGCAGGGCAAGGCCGAAUCCGACCACCCGCCGCCGCAGUCGCCAGUCUCCCCGGCUGCGGCGCCACCGCUGCUCCAGCCCUCAUCGCCCCGCUUCUUUCUGUCCUCGGUGGCGGCGCAGACGGGCGGCGCCCACCGGCGGAUAGCCAUCGCGGUGGAUCUGAGUGACGAGAGCGCCUACGCCGUCAAGUGGGCGGUGCAGAACUACCUACGCCCCGGGGACGCCGUGAUCCUCCUCCAUGUCCGUCCCACGAGCGUCCUCUACGGCGCCGACUGGGGCUCCGUCGACGUCUCCGGCGGGGGCUCGGAGGGCAUCUCUCAGCAGAAGCUGGAGGAGGACUUCGACGCGUUCACCGCCGGCAAGGCGCAGGACCUGGCGCAGCCGCUGGUGGAGGCGCAGAUCCCCUUCAAGAUCCACAUCGUCAAGGACCACGACAUGAAGGAGCGGCUCUGCCUGGAGGUGGAGCGGCUGGGGCUCAGCGCCGUCAUCAUGGGCUCCAGGGGCUUCGGCGCGACGAAGAGGACGACCAAGGCCCGCCUCGGCAGCGUCAGCGACUACUGCGUUCACCACUGCGUCUGCCCCGUCGUCGUCGUCCGCCACACCGACGAGAGGAACGGCCGCGCCGCCACCGGGUCACCCAGAAGCGCCGCCGCCGCCGCCGCCGCAGACCUGCUGCGUCCGGUGCCGGAGGAGGAAGAGAACCAUCUCCCCUCUUCACGGCAAUGA
Molecule: messenger RNA, 726 nt
Organism: Spirodela intermedia
Lineage: Eukaryota; Viridiplantae; Streptophyta; Magnoliopsida; Alismatales; Araceae
Source: the annotation of a GenBank genome assembly